GGCAUAUAAAGAGCUUCCUGAGGCACAGCCUCUCAGUACGAUUUUGUUCUUGGCCGAAGUUCUACAUCACCGGGGUUUGAUCGUCUGAAAUUUGCUUGACAACAAGACGAUGUUUAUGAUGCAAUGGAAAACAACCUUAGUAGUGACAAUGGUAUUACUCAUGAAUUUCGAGAAGGUUUCUGCUUUCCCAAAAUCUCAGAUUCUAUGGUUUGAUGUCGGACCACAAAUUCGUAACUGUCGAGAUGUACAAAGACAAGGCAACACCACUAGUGGAAUCUACAUGAUUUUUCCUUACAAAUGUUGUCCUGAUGUCCCUCUUCAGGUCUUCUGUGAUAUGGAGACAGAUGGAGGUGGAUGGGCGGUCAUUCAACGUCGGGUUGACAUCGAACCAAGAGAAGACUUCUAUCGCACCUGGAUGGAAUAUGCACUUGGCUUUGGUAACCUGAAGGGAGAAUUCUGGUUAGGAAAUGACAACAUCCACGCCUUAACAGAUCAGACACUGAAUGAAAUAAGAUUUGAUUUAGCUGACUUUAAGGACAAUAAACGAUGGGCCAAUUACAAGUUCUUCUAUGUCCACGACCGAAGUACGUCUUACAAACUGGAGGUUGUGGAAUUCAGUGGAGAUGCCGGCGAUUCCUUUACAAGUCACAGUGGAGCGAAGUUUUCGGCCAAAGACAUCGACAACAAUGGAAAUCCUGCAGAAGACUGUUCAGUUGUGUACAAAGGGGCCUGGUGGUACACGUCUUGCCAUGCAUCGAACCUUAAUGGGCAGUAUCUCUCUGGAAACCACACAUCUUAUGCCGAUGGGGUAAACUGGUCCGCAUGGCUUGGUUAUUACUACUCCCUUAAGAAAACAGAGAUGAAAAUUAGACCUGUUUAUUAAGACUAGUUUUCGUUUUGACAUUUUCAUCUUAUGGACACAUGGCUUAAUUAAACUACUUCCUUUAAUAUUCAUUUCGAUUAGCUCUUCUAACACGUAUGUGCUAAAGAACAAUAAUAUGGUGUAUGAAGACUAGUAGGUAUGAAUUUAAAAAAAAAAGUAUUCUUUUUAAUUUACUAAAAGUAAUGGAUAAAUAGCUUCUAGCAGACAGUUACACUGACAGAAUAAUAGCAAACGUUCUGUUAGAAUACUGAAGACAAAAAUAAUGUUACCCACCGUUUUCCAGAACCUGGAAUAUGUUACGAUGUAAAAGUUUACUUUUUUUCAAAUUGCACAAAAUAAAAUGUAUUAUUGCCUAUAAUAGUUAUGCUUAUUGCGAAAAUAAUAUGAUGACCUGGAAACAAUAUUUUGAUAAAGAAAAGACAGCCGAGUGGUCAAAUAUCGUCCGUGUUGCUUUCGAUUGUCGGGAGUUCUAGUCUCACCGGUGCUUGUCUUACAGUUCCUCUUCUGUGUUAUGGCAUAGAUUGAGUGAGCUGGAUAUUGGAAUCGAAUAAAAAUGUGCGCUUUUAUGAAUUACAAGCUGUGUCUGUAC
Molecule: messenger RNA, 1472 nt
Organism: Macrobrachium nipponense
Lineage: Eukaryota; Metazoa; Arthropoda; Malacostraca; Decapoda; Palaemonidae
Product: techylectin-5A-like
Exons: 4
Coding region: 110-883 (257 amino acids)
Source: RefSeq, a predicted model, not a curated record